AUGAGUGUUUAUGGAGUUGUUGUUGAUAGAAAAGAGCAUACGAUUGUUAUAUUCAGCAAGAAAUAUCAAGGAAUAAAAGAGCUUGAGCGAAUCGAUGAAAAUGUUAUUUUCAAAAUUGGAGAUUUUGUGGAAAUCGGUGAAAAUGAUGAAAUAUCACACGUGAAUUCAGUGAACUAUAAGUUAUUGAAUGAUAAACCAGGAAAACUGAAAUUCGUUAUCGAAAAUGUAUUACUCGACAUCUUCCAACUUCCAGAACGUGGUGUUCUUGAUGACGAAGUUUUUGGGUUUGUUGAAGAUUCAAAAGUACUUUUGACUUAUACGGAUUAUAAAAGUAUCGAAAUUAUUCAAAAUCCAUUGAAAGGAAAAUAUUUCUGGAAAGUAUUGAGAUGUCGUCGAAUGAAUGAAGAAUAUGAAGAUGGAGAAGGUGACGAAGAUGCUGAUAAUGAUAUUGAUCGUGUCACCGAUAGAUAUUCGAAAUAUCCCGAUUUACUCAUGGCUGAAGCAUUGGAACAUGAAAAACUUGAUAAUUUGAUUUUCGAAAAACUUGGCAAAGUUACGAUUGUUGGUUUUGAUCGAUCUGAUAUUCUUGUUGGAAAAAUACCCAUUUUAAAACCUGAAAAUGUUUUGGAUAGUGAAAUUAUGCGACAAUUAAGUGAUGGAGCAAAUGCGUGCUUGAGAAGCUUCACAGAAGAUGGAAAUAAAAUUGAGGAUGAAGAUUAUCCAAUGGGAAUUAUAAAUAUUGAUAGAAGAAAAAGAUUGGUUAGCUUUUUAGCUUUUUAGUUUUAUUUGCAUCUCUAUGAUAAUUCAUGAAAUUCAUGUUUUUCAGAUUUUGUUCCGAUUAGCCAAGGAAAGUCGAAGAAUGAAAUUCAAAAUUGGACAACAAUUCCUACUAGAAUCUAUUCAAAUUGAAAACUGUCUGUUUUAUUGGAAAACAAAACAACAUGCAAAAAACAAAGUUUUACAAAAAACUGUUCUGGACGUCGAAAAAUUGACACCUGAGAUGCUACUGAAACAAGCGCUUGAUGCACCAUUACCGCCAGAUUCUGAUGAUGAAGAAUUCGGAACAGAUCAAAAUAACGACGAGAAAAUCAAUUCAAUUGAAGAAGAUCCAAAACUAUUAGAUUCAACUCGAAAACUAAAUAUUGAUCAAGAAGAAGCUAUUCGAAUGGGAUUGAAUGAAAAUCGAAAAAUUGUAUUGAUCCAAGGGCCACCUGGAACUGGAAAAACACAUACACUUUCAGAAUUGAUUUGUGAAUUGGUAUUGAGAAAAGAGCAAGUUCUUGUGUUAACACCAACUAAAUUUGCAAAAGAAAAUAUCAAAUUUGCUGUUGAAACAAAAAUGAUGGAAAGAAAAAUGAAUGUUGCCGAAACAAGUGAGCUCAUAUAAUUUGAAAUAUUCAAAUAUUUACCAAAAAAUUAUUGUUUCAGAUCUAAUGGACAUUGAAAAAUAUGAAAAACUGCUCAAAAAUCAUUCGCUUUUUCAUAAAAUCAAAGAUGUCGUUCGCCGUCGAGAUAAUAAUAUGGAAAAUUUGGAAAAAUACAAGGAAUGUGAGAAAAUUAUCAAUGAAACAAAGUUUAAAGCAACACAGGUAAUAUUUUCUCAUCUGUUGAGUUUCGAAAAAAAUUACGAAUUUCAGAAAAUAUUGAAAGAUACAAUGGUUGUUUUUGCCACCGUCAAUAGCUGUUUUGUUGAAUUGUCACAGCAUAAAACAAACUUCAAACCGAAUAUUGUUGUUUUAGGUAAUUUUAUAUGACAAUGAAUAAUAAAAAUGUUAAAAUUAAUUUUUUAGAUGAAGCUGGUCAAUUAGGAGAAGCUCAUUUUUGGCCACGAGUUGACGGAAAAGAUCGAUAUAUUUUAGCAGGAGAUCCACAGCAAUUAUCAGCUAUUGUAGUAUCAGAAAAGUAAGUUUUCGAAUUAGAAAACCGCUCUAAAAAAAAUUAUCUUAUUUUAGAGCUCGAGAUUGUCGAAUGAAUGUUUCAUUGAUGGAAAGACUUGUUAAAGAAAGACAAACAGCUGAUUAUAUAAUUCUUCGAACACAAUAUCGGAUGAACGAGAAAAUCAUGUAUUGGAGUUCGAAAGUGUUUUAUGAUUCUCAACUUAUUCCACAUUCAAGUGUUCGAGAUAGUGAGCUCACGUUAGUUCAUUUUUCUCAAAUUUUCCUAUCAAACAUUUUUUUCCAGAAAUAUGGAAGAUAUCGAUGAAAAAGUUCGUCAGAAUUUCAAAAAAGAUCUGAGAUUCAAUCCAUUUGUGAUAUGUGACACUGGAGCUGAAAAAUCGAAAGAGAAAUUUAUAGAAUAUUAUGAAUUGAAUGAUGGAAGAGAUUCGUUUUGUAAUUUGGGAGAAGCUCGACUUAUUGUUCAACAUUUGGAAAGUUUGAAGAAACGGAGAAUAUCACCGGAAAAAAUAGCAGUUAUAACACCUUAUAGUGGACAAAAAGCGCUUAUUACUGGGCUUAUCGAUCAACAUUUUGAUGGAAAAUUAAUGUUUGAUGUUGAUACUGUCGAUGCGUUUCAAGGACAAGAAAGGGAAAUUAUACUGUUUUCGCUGGUUCGGAAUAAUCCUAUUGGUAAGUUUUAACUUUAAAAAGAGGUUGUGUAUCUUUAGGGGAACUUGAGUUGCAUCGACAUUAAUCAGGUGCUCCUAGAAAGUUCCACAUUUUAAAUUUAUUUCUGUGUACAUCCCUCGGAAGUCAUGCCCUAUCAUUUCCCACAUAAUUGAAUUUUUUACAGCACAAAUGGGAUUUAUAAAUGAUACUCGACGACUAAAUGUUGCAAUUACUCGAGCUAAACGGCAAUUUUUUGUGGUUGGAAGUUUAUGGAUGUUGAAACAUACUUCACAUUAUCAUCUUCGAACACUUUUUGAGUAAGUUCAGGAUUUUGAAAUAUGGGUCGCAAGAAUCGGGAUAUUUAGCGUUAACCUUUCCGAAACAAAAAGUGCUCCCAAGUUAUUCCUAAAGUUAACCCCCGCCCUCCGAAAACUUCGCAUUUUUCAGUACAUUCACAAAUGAUCUCGUUGGCACUGUAAUAUCCCCUCAAAUGGUACGUGGAGAAUAUGAUCGAUUUUCAACUGAAAUCAAUCAUUUAUUUGGAUAUGAUUACAAAUGGUUCAUAGAAAAUUGUAAAAACAAGGAGAUGUGCGAAAAAUCGCGAUUAAAAGCUGUGAAACUGAAACACGAUUUUCGAACUUCUCUAUAUCAUCGACGACAAAAUAGUCGUUUUCUCAACUAGUUUUAUUGUUAUUGUCAAAUAAUUACUCAAAUACUCACAUGUAAAUAUUUUUAUUCUCACUAUGUCAAUUAGCAUAAUUUUUUACGUGUAUGUAAAAAUAAAAAAAUUGUUUUGUCAUUUUUUUUCUGUUCAUUUUUAGAUUUUGUCGUUAUCAAAAUUAUUAUUAUCUUUUGGAUUUUUUCUCUGAAAAAAAAAAUGAUUUUCAGAAUGUUUUCCGGAUUUUCGAAGAGAAUUGGAAUUGUGAGUUUUUUCGGGGAAGUCUAGGAAAAACUAAUUAUUAUGUUGGAUAAUAAUAAAAAAGUAAUGAAAAAUAUGAAUAUGUCCUGCUGGCGCCGGAAUUAAUUAGAAGUUUGUUUCGGAAUUAUUUUCAAAAAUAUUCAAACCUGCGAGAAUAAAAUAAAAAAGUUUCAAAAAACUAUAUAAUAUUUUUCCCGGGGUGAAACAAUAUUUUAAUUUUUCAAAUUUAAACUUCAACAUUUCCAGUAACUCCUAGAAAACUUCUUUCCUAUUUUCUGACCCUUUAAUACCCUAAAUAAUAUAUUUUUUUUGAAAAAUUAUGACCAUCUGACUAUAAUAUUUGUCCAUUGUUGUUGUCAUUCGGAAAUGGAACAUCUGACACUAUUUUAUGUCCUUCCCCUCUUCUCCAAAAUGACACUAAUCUCAUUUCUUUCAAUUGUUUCUUCUUCUUCUUCUCUUCGUUGCUCUUAUUUACAUACAUACACCACACCACAUCAUCUCAUUUUGUUUCUGAAUUUGCUCCCUGGCUCGAUCGAGCCAGAAAAUGUGUCAUUUUGCCCUUUUUUGUCAACCAACCAACUCUAUUAAAUUUCGCAACAUCUAUUUUGUCGCCGCAGCCACGCCAAAACAACAAGAAGAAGAAUUUGAAGGAAAAAGAGGGUCAAAUUGUUGUCCUUUUUUGUGGUCCUCUUCUCUUCGCUUGUUUGAAUCGAUAAGAAAAAGAGAGGCUCCAAAAUGAGCACCCCCAACAUUUUUUUUUCGCUUCUUUUUUGUUGUAUGAUGCUCUUUGUUCUAAUGCGAUAGAACCCUUUUGUUCACACUCCAAAAUUUCUCGAGAUAUUUUUUUGGAGAUUUGGAAGGUGUUACUCAUUUUUGAAAGAGCCCAAAGCGUUUAAUUUUAAUUUUCAAUUCAAUUUGGAAUGGUUUGGAAUAGGCUUGCUGAAUUUUCAGAUUUUCCGAACCAAAAACAAAACCAGCUAGAAUUGUUCAGUAGAAAACAUCAGCAGAUCAAUAAAUUAGACUAACUUCUUACUGUAAGUGCUGAAAUUUUCGUGCCUAAAAUUUGGAAGAUCACAUUUUCAGUGAGUGUUUGAUUUUUCAAUGGAUUUUUUAAGAUUCAGUAAAGUUGGCCAUAAUUUCUUCACUGAAAAUUUUCAUCAAUUUUUCAAAAGUUCAAUUUUUCACAAAUCUCUUCAAUAUGUAAUUGAUUAAUCUGAUUUUUAUAUUCGAACUCUCUUCUUCAGAAAUAUAGAAUUAUUUUUUUUUGCAAAAAUAAUUCCUAAAAGGUUGUCUCUUUGCCCAUUUCAUUUUAGAUCGACCAUUUUUGCCCGUCUGAAAAAUUGGGUAAUUUUCUUCUUCUUCCAUAUCCAAUUUUUGUCGUCCUUCAGCUUCAGCUCCAACUCAUUAAUUCCCUUCCAUUUUCCUCCUCUCAGUUUCUCUUUUUUCCUUUUCCAAUUUUUCAUUUUCUAUCCCAAACCCCAUUUUUUUUCUGCUGCUCUCCCCUUUUUUCUAUUAUUUAUUCAUUCAUUUAACUGCUUUUCCAAAAAUAAAAUAAGCUUUUUACUUGAUUUGACACUUUUUGUGUUGGCUUUGGUCGUAAAUAACAUUUUAUCGAAAAUAGGGCUUUGUUUCAUUUGUUUCUUUGUUUUUCUUAGAGUUCCUUCAUGUAAUUUCUUUCUAAAAGUUCAUGUAAAUAAUAAGAAAUGAAAUAAUAUUCCCAUGAUAUAUCAUAUUUCAUUUCAUAAAUAUUUUUGCAGCCCAAUAAUGAGAGAAAUCGUGCACGUUCAAGCUGGACAAUGUGGAAAUCAAAUUGGUGCCAAGUUCUGGGAAGUCAUCUCAGAUGAACACGGAAUUCAACCCGAUGGAACUUAUAACGGCGAUUCAGAUCUUCAAUUAGAACGAAUCAAUGUUUAUUAUAAUGAAGCUGCACAAGGCAAAUAUGUGCCACGAGCAGUUUUGGUUGAUUUGGAGCCAGGAACCAUGGAUUCAGUUCGAGCUGGUCUCUUCGGACAAUUGUUCAGACCAGAUAAUUUUGUUUUUGGACAAUCUGGAGCUGGAAAUAAUUGGGCAAAAGGGCAUUAUACUGAAGGAGCUGAAUUAGUUGACAAUGUUUUGGAUGUUAUCCGAAAAGAAGCUGAAGGGUGUGAUUGUUUGCAAGGAUUUCAAUUGACACAUUCACUUGGUGGUGGAACUGGAAGUGGAAUGGGAACUCUUUUGAUAUCAAAAAUUCGCGAAGAAUAUCCAGAUCGAAUUAUGAGUUCGUUCUCUGUUGUUCCAUCUCCAAAAGUAUCAGACACAGUUGUUGAACCAUACAAUGCAACACUUUCUGUUCAUCAAUUGGUUGAGAAUACUGAUGAAACAUUUUGUAUUGACAAUGAGGCUUUGUAUGAUAUCUGCUUCCGAACACUUAAGUUAGCAAAUCCAACUUAUGGAGAUUUGAAUCAUCUUGGUUAGUUUUUGAAGAAAAAAUUCCAUUCCUAACCUCACAUUUUUUUCCAGUUUCCGUAACCAUGUCUGGAGUUACCACAUGUCUCCGCUUCCCUGGCCAAUUGAAUGCCGAUCUCCGAAAACUUGCUGUCAAUAUGGUUCCAUUCCCACGUCUUCACUUUUUCAUGCCUGGAUUCGCUCCACUUUCAGCCAAAGGAACACAAGCUUAUCGCGCACUAACAGUCGCCGAAUUGACCCAACAAAUGUUUGACGCGAAAAAUAUGAUGGCUGCUUGUGAUCCAAGACAUGGUAGAUAUUUGACUGUUGCUGCGAUGUUUAGAGGAAAAAUGUCGAUGAGAGUGAGGAUUUUUUGAGCGAGGAAAAAUCAAUAAAAUUAAUUGAUUUACAGGAAGUUGACGAUCAAAUGAUGAAUGUUCAAAAUAAGAACUCAUCAUAUUUCGUCGAAUGGAUUCCAAAUAAUGUGAAGACUGCUGUUUGUGAUAUUCCACCAAGAGGAUUGAAAAUGUCGGCUACUUUUAUUGGAAACUCAACCGCUAUUCAAGAACUUUUCAAGAGAAUUUCAGAACAAUUUACAGGUUUGUUAUAUUUUUCCACCCUAAAAGCUCAUCAGAGGAUUUUUGAGUGUUUGAGACACCUUCUGAACUUGUGUUUUGAAGAGCCAAUCCUAGAAGUCGCAUUUGUCAAGUAGCUGAGCCUUGCGAACAGGAUUUGUCUAGGGUCCGCGCCUUGAGAGGCUUUAUAUUAAGUAACCACUGCUUCUAGAAAUCCUGGUUUUCAAGGAGCUGGGUCUAAAGAACAUGAUUUGUCUAGGACUCGCGCCUUGAACUGCCACUCUAAUUUAUUUCUAUAAAAAUCUGAAUUUUUAGCAAUGUUCCGAAGAAAAGCCUUCCUCCAUUGGUACACUGGCGAAGGAAUGGAUGAGAUGGAAUUCACUGAAGCUGAAAGUAAUAUGAAUGAUUUGGUGUCAGAAUAUCAACAAUAUCAAGUAUGUUUUUUCUUUUUUUAAUUCGAAUUAAUUAAAUCAAUAUUUUUUUGCAGGAAGCCACUGCUGAAGAAGCUGAAGGAGGAGAAUUCGCCGAGCAAGAAUAA
Caenorhabditis angaria is the source of this 7002-nucleotide messenger RNA. NCBI's taxonomy places the organism in Eukaryota, Metazoa, Nematoda, Chromadorea, Rhabditida, Rhabditidae. The record is from the annotation of a GenBank genome assembly.